Messenger RNA from Vitis vinifera (wine grape), 3726 nucleotides. RefSeq names its product ribonuclease II, chloroplastic/mitochondrial. Gene Ontology annotation, biological process: mRNA catabolic process. The transcript is spliced from 15 exons. Lineage: Eukaryota; Viridiplantae; Streptophyta; Magnoliopsida; Vitales; Vitaceae. Gene Ontology annotation, cellular component: exosome (RNase complex); P-body. The record is from RefSeq and is a predicted model, not a curated record. The coding region runs from base 1011 to 3119 and encodes 702 amino acids. Gene Ontology annotation, molecular function: RNA binding; 3'-5'-RNA exonuclease activity.
GUUAUUGGGCAGCAUUUUAUUUGGUACAAAAUAUUAAAGCAUGUUUAAAAGAAACAUAUUGUUUCUAAUUUUAAAAUCAAGGUUCUUUUAUUUUUAAAAAGGGCGAGAGAGAUUUUGUAAUUUGUAAAAUUUUAGCAAUUGAAUAAUUAAUUUAUUAUUGGUACAAAGAAAAUAUAGUUCAUCCUCAUUAGAAAGAAUACCCACCUUAUUAAUAAAAUAUUUUCAAAAAACAACUAUAGAAUAAUACCAUACAUUUUUAAAAGUAAUUUUUUGAUUUUUUAAAACAUUUUUAUUUAUUUUUUUAAAUCACACCAAAAAGAAGAUGGCAGUUUUAAUUUUUUUCCUUACCUUCGGAAGUUCGAUCAAAUAUAAACACAAAUAUUUCAGUAAAUGCGGGGCGGGGCGCCUCAUCCGAAUUUUUUUUUGAUUUGCUGGGCUGGGAAUCCACGUCACACCGAUGGAGGCAUUUUGGGUAACUCUGAGCCACAGUGCCACAAUCUUCCUCCCGCACUGCCUCAAAUCAUCAUAUCAGUUUUCUCCUAUCUUCCAUACUCUUCACUCUCAAUCAACAUCAUUUUAGGGUUUCUUCUCACUGCAUGAGGUCUGCAACUUUCCUUCACGUCCUCUUGUAGAUGGCGAUGGCGGUUCGAGCCGUAAAUACCUGCUCCAUCUUUCGCUCUACUUCGUCCCCUCCUCUCUAUCCCUUCCGAUGUCGUCUACACCAUUUCGGGGCCUUUCAGUGUAAGAGUUACCCCAAUUUAGGGCUUCAUUUUCCGAUAUGUCGCACCGAUCGAGUUUUUCUCAGUCAUGGCGGUGUCCAAAGCUGUUCCGUUUACAGUCUCGUCGAAAGCGUUAUGGAGGAGCUCCACGCCUCACGCAAACGAAAGAGAAUUUAUGCUUCCACCAACUCAAUAAGCCCAAGUUUGAGGGAGAAUUCCUCUUUUUCUGUUAUCAAGAGAAACCACCAUGGUUCAGUUAUCAGUCAGUGAUGUACUACUGAUAUACAUUGAAUGGGAUUAACUAGCAGUGGACAGCUUCUUGAAGAUAAGCUGAAAAAUCAAGUACUACAAAAAGGUUUGCUUCUGGAGUUCAGGAAAGAUUCUGAAAGGGUAUUGCUGGCAGUCGCUCAGAAAGCUGAUGGCAAAAAGAACUGGAUGGUGUUCGAUCAGAAUGGAGUCACAUCCUCCAUUAAACCACAACAAGUUACUUAUAUUGUUCCGGGUAUUGAUAAUUUUGACCAGACAGAGAUUUCCAACUUUAUACAGAAAGCUCAAGAUAACUUGGACCCAACACUGCUUGAGUUUGCUUGGAACGAGCUUCUCGAAACGAACAAGUCAGUAACUGCAGAAGAAUUAGCAGAGAUGAUUUUUGGUUGUGCGGAACCUCUUGAGAGCUAUUGUGCCCAUCUCUUGCUCUCAAAAGAUGAAAUUUACUUCACAGUGUUGGAGACGAAAGGUUGCCGUUCUGUUUAUGGGCCUCGAUCUACUGUGCAGGUAGAAGAACUUCUACGCAGGAAGCUUGCAAAGGAGGCUGCAGAAAGGGAACUUCAGGAGUUUGUACAGUUACUGAAAUCUGCAAAGUUGAUGCCUUCACAUGCUAAACCCCCCAAGUCUUCCUGGAAGGCAGAAGAGAAAAUCCAGCAUAAAAUUGAGUCACUUGAAGCUUAUGCCAUUGAUGCAUGCACAAAUGAUGACCAAAAGAAAACAGCUGGGAUGAUUCUUAGGGCAAUGGGACUGGUCAAAACAGCAUCUUCAGCAUUAAAUCUCCUCAUAGAUGUUGGGUAUUUUCCUGUACAUGUCAAUCUCGAUCUGUUAAAGUUCAACAUCCGGGUUGAUUAUCCAGAUGAGGUUAUAUCAGCUGCUGAAAAUCUUCUGUCUGAGCCCUUUGACCCAGAUGAGGUUGACAGAAAGGAUCUUACUCACUUGAAGGUUUAUGCCAUAGAUGUUGAUGAGGCUGAUGAGCUUGAUGACGCCCUGAGUGCAACAAGGUUGCUAGAUGGGCGGAUUAAAGUUUGGAUACAUGUAGCAGAUCCAACUAGCCUCAUUCAACCUGGAAGCAUAGUAGACAGGGAAGCAAUGAAAAGAGGAACUUCUAUUUUCUUGCCUACUGCCACUUAUCCUAUGUUCCCUGAGAAACUUGCCAUGGAGGGAAUGAGCUUGAAACAAGGAGAGCUUUGCAAUGCUGUUACUGUAUCUGUUGUACUGCAUUCUGAUGGCAGCAUUGCAGAAUGCACAGUAGAUAACUCCAUCAUCAAACCAACCUAUAUGCUGACAUAUGAGAGUGCAUCUGAACUUCUUCAUUUGAACUUGGAAGAGGAGGUUGAACUGAAAAUUCUAUCUGAGGCUGCAGCUCUCCGGUUGCGAUGGCGUCGAAAUCAGGGUGCAAUUGACACAUCCACAUUAGAAACACGUAUCAAGGUGGCUAAUCCAGAUGAUCCAGAGCCAUCAAUAAAUCUUUAUGUUGAAGACCAGGCUGAUCCUGCAAUGCGACUUGUCACUGAGAUGAUGAUACUCUGUGGGGAAGCUGUAGCCACUUAUGGUUCUUGCAAUAACAUUCCUUUACCCUACAGAGGACAGCCCCAAUCAAAUGUCGACACAUCCGCAUUUGCACAUCUUCCAGAAGGACCUGUUAGGAGCUCUGCUCUUGUUAAAAUAUUGCGUGCUGCUGAAAUGGAUUUUAGGAAGCCUAUACGCCAUGGGGUUUUAGGACUGCCUGGUUAUGUUCAGUUUACAUCUCCCAUCCGUAGAUAUAUGGAUCUUCUUGCUCAUUAUCAGGUAAAAGCAUUUCUUAGAGGUGAUUCUCCUCCUUUCUCUGCUGGUCAGAUGGAAGGGAUGGCAGCAAGUGUGAAUAUGCAUGCUAGAUUAGCCAAGAGGCUCUGUAGCAGCAGUCUUCGGUAUUGGAUAUUAGAAUUUAUUAGAAGGCAACCAAAAGAGAAAAAGUUUCGUGCCCUAGUCCUUAGAUUUAUUAAAGAUCGGAUUGCAGCCUUGCUACUGAUGGAGGUGGGACUUCAGGCUUCUGCGUGGGUGUCUCUGGGAAAACAGAUUGGAGAUGAAGUUGAAGUUAAGGUGGAAGAAGCCCAUCCGCGUGAUGAUGUUCUUUCUCUUAAAGAGGUUACUUGAGAUAUAAUCAGGAUCUUUUAAAGGAGUUUAUCACACACAUUCUGCGUGGAUGCUGCUAUGAUUUAUUCAAUGGGUAAUCAUAAAGCAUUCUAUUUCCAAGUCAACUGACCCAAAAUUAGCCUGUGACUUAUUUGUGAUCUUGGGGAAGUGAAUUCUCAUUGACACGAUCCUAGAUCAAGUGUUUGAGAAAAUAUUUUAAAGCAUCACAACUAGAGCAACCUUUCAAGGCCUGAAGGAAUAAAUACUUCAAAACAGACGAGUACAAUUGCACGAGGAGAAUCUUUACAAACAUCACCAUUUUCCAAAGCAGCCUUUGUAAAAAUGGAAGUCUCACUAGCAGGAGUUGGUUUUAGGGCUUGCUCAAUUUUGUUAAUGUGGUUAAUGGUCAUCUUCAUUAUCAGGCAUUCUUUUGGACCUGUCUUCUUGUACCUCAUUUCUUCUUCUUCCUUCAUUAUCAGUCGUUCUAGGAGGUAUCAUUCUCUGGGUCUCAUGUAUAUCGUUUAUAGUGGAUCUAUGUUACUUGACAAAUAAUUUAUUGUAGUGAAAUUAUAUAUAUUUUUUCUAUUUAAUGUUUAUUCGUCUUCCCAUCACAAAAUGGCUUUCAUCA